AUGUUGUUCACAUUCGAUACGGCCAAGCGGGACCUAUUAUGCUUCAGCUAUUCCUGUACACGGCGUUGGAUUACGUUUCACCUUAAAGAGCAGAGAGGACGGUCUUGGCCAAUAUCGGCACGGCAGCCACCUGUCCCCAGCGCAAGCAAUUUUUUCGAAUAUGGCGCACCGAACCAUCCAAAACUAUUCAUUGAGGCCCUAAACUGCGUGUACAAUCCACAUACUGACCGACAUGGACAAAGCUCGAUGUUGGCCAGAGUGUCUGGCACUCGGCCGGCUGGAGGUGCCGUUUGCGAUGAUCGAUCCGUGAAUCGGAUGGAGCACCCGCUGGACGACCCGAUCGCUGAUAAUCACGAACGGUUUACGUGCUGGGGCGGGGACGUCGCUGGGUGCAUCGAUCGAUAUUGCGUUCCAGUUACUUGGAUUGUUCGAGUCCGAUGGAGACGGCCAUUUGUGCCAAAAGAAGACUUCGAUAACCAGAAAGUGACCUGA
Messenger RNA from Peronospora belbahrii, 492 nucleotides. The record is from the annotation of a GenBank genome assembly. Lineage: Eukaryota; Oomycota; Peronosporomycetes; Peronosporales; Peronosporaceae.